Messenger RNA from Spathaspora passalidarum NRRL Y-27907, 1524 nucleotides. RefSeq names its product oxysterol-binding protein. The annotation marks the transcript as partial. The record is from RefSeq and is a predicted model, not a curated record. The transcript has a single exon. Lineage: Eukaryota; Fungi; Ascomycota; Pichiomycetes; Serinales; Debaryomycetaceae. Gene Ontology annotation, biological process: piecemeal microautophagy of the nucleus; endocytosis; maintenance of cell polarity. Gene Ontology annotation, cellular component: cytosol; membrane; intracellular membrane-bounded organelle. Gene Ontology annotation, molecular function: oxysterol binding.
ACUAGUUAUAUAAGGAGAUACCACAUUUGUUGUCUAGUUAAUUCUAUUUUGCUAAUUGUACACAUAUAUACACACUUAUAGAAAGGCAACAAUUGUAAUUAACUCGCGACAAUGACAUCAACUGACUCAUCUUCAGUAUCCUCAGCAUCCGGAACCCCCUCAAAUGAUUACUCAUGGACUUCAUUCUUGAAGUCAAUUGCGUCAUUUAAUGGUGACUUGUCUUCACUUACUGCUCCCCCAUUCAUCUUAUCACCUACUUCAUUAACUGAAUAUUCCCAAUAUUGGGCCGAACACCCUGAUUUAUUUGUCGAUGCCGAUUUGUUAACCACAUCCCCUAAUCCCACCAAGGAAGAAAGCGAAGCUAUGGCUUUGAAACGAAUGAUUUCCGUCACUAGAUGGUUUAUUUCCACCUUGAAGUCUCAAUAUUGUUCUCGUAAUGAAACUAUGGGUUCUGAAAAGAAACCAUUGAACCCAUUUUUGGGUGAAUUAUUUGUUGGUAAGUGGGAAUCUGAUGAUACUCACGGGGAAGCCGUGUGUUUGAGUGAACAAGUGAGCCAUCAUCCUCCAGUCACUGCAUAUGCAAUCAAGAAUAAGAAACAUAACGUUACAUUGCAAGGGUACAAUGGAAUCACAUCUUCCAUCUCCACUACAUCUAUCAAUAUUAAACAAUAUGGUCAUGCUAUAUUGGAAUUCCAAGACAAGAAUGAAUCCUAUUUAAUCACCUUGCCACCAUUACAUAUUGAAGGUUUAAUCACGGCAGCUCCAUUUGUCGAAUUGGAAGGGAAGUCUUAUAUUCAAAGUUCCAAUGGAUUUUUUGCAGUUGUCGAAUAUACUGGUAGAGGAUGGAUUACCGGAAAGAAAAACACCUUCAAGUCAAGAAUCUUCCGUGACCAAUUUGCUAGCAGCAACAAGGACAAUGCUUUGGUCACCAUCGGCGGACAAUGGUCUGGUAAAUCCUAUAUCAUUAAGGGAAAUGGUAACCCAGGUUCCAAGGACGAAUUGUUUUACGAUGCAGCAGCAUCAAACGCUCAACACUUAACAGUUAAACCUAUCGAAGAACAACAUGAAUUAGAAUCACGUAGGGCAUGGCAAAAAGUUGCCGAGGCAAUUAGAUUGGCUGAUUAUAAUUUGAUCCAUCAAGAAAAAUCAAAGAUUGAGAACAAGCAAAGAGAAUUGAGGAAGCAAGAACGUGAAGCUGGAAUUAGUUGGGAAAAUAGAUGGUUUGAAUUGGUGGAUUAUGAUGAACUCAAGGACGAACAUAAUGAUGAUAAGAUUCAUGAUAGUUUUAUUAACUUGACAAAUUUGGCCAACUUGUCGAUUAAAAAUGCCCCUUCGGGAAGUUUGAAGAAAUCUAAAUAUGAUACUGGUGCUGCCAAACAUUGGAGAUUCAGUUUGAAGAAAUGGCAAGCAGAAAAGGAUAUUGUUAUUUGAAUGGGGCGGUUUUCCUCUAAUGCACCCAUGUCAAAGUUAUGAUUGAUUUAUUACACUUGUCAAUUUUAUAUAUUAAUACACGUUUUGAUUCUA